Messenger RNA from Salvelinus fontinalis (brook trout), 3168 nucleotides. Its product is annotated as putative nuclease HARBI1. The transcript has 5 exons. The coding region runs from base 2248 to 2787 and encodes 179 amino acids. Lineage: Eukaryota; Metazoa; Chordata; Actinopteri; Salmoniformes; Salmonidae. The record is from RefSeq and is a predicted model, not a curated record.
UCCAUAUUUAGCACAGUAGAAAGCAGGCUUCCAGACCAGGGGCCUGUUGCACAAAAGUAGAAUUAAGACAUCCGGGAUAAAUGACUCAGCUGAGCUCAAUGAAGCCAAAACAUGUGCGUCCAGGCUUAAUUGGUUGCACAAAGACCAAGCCAGGAUGAGCAGACACGGAUUCAUUAAGCCAGGUGAAACCAAUCCUGGAUAGGUGCGCGCUCACGGCUCACUCAAAUAGACCCCGCCACAGAUCACAGAUUAACUGAUUUACCAUGGCAACUAGAGCCGCGUACUUUUCCCCGUCGGAAGCACAAAUCCUCAUGGAGGCAUACGAGGAGGUAAAAGAUAUAAUUAAGAAGAAAGGCAACACCGCCACAGUGAUAAAGCAAAGAGAAAAAGCGUGGCAAAGUAUUGCAGACCGCCUGAAUGCGUAAGUAGUGCACAAUUACACAGUCACCGCUCCGCUGAAACAUCACAAUUACAAUUCAAAUAUUUAAUUCACAUCUCCAAAAAUGCAGUUGUACUGUAAUUAUGAAACGGUUAAAUUUUUAAUUGAAAUGCACUGCAGAUAUGAGUGAAAUUGUGUAAAGUAACUCCAUCACACUGUAUAAAGCUAUGAUAAAUUUUGAUAUUUUUACUGAAAACAAGACAAAAAUACCAAGUAAUUUUUUGCAGUGUGACUCCAUUAAAUGUGUGUGUGUGUGUAGAUUAAACAUGAACGGGCCAAAACGGACAUGGCAGCAGGUCAAAAUCAAAUACAAGAACAUUCUGCAGAAUGGUAUGGUCCCUGACUAAUAUUUAACAAAGCACAAGCAUAUAUUGUACCCAGAAGGUGCCUGCUCACACAUUGUCUGUACUGUUUUAGCAGUGAAAAAGAAUACCCACAGACAAGGCACGGGUGGUGGGUCACCAAAGGCUGACCUUACCCCAGCAGAGGACAUGGCCUUGGAGCUAAAUAAAGGCAGGCCCGUCUUAGAGGGGAUCCCUGGGGGGAAAGAGACGAGCAUAGGUUCCUCCCAAGAUGCCACCCGCUUCAUUCAAGUGUCUGGCAGCACUGUGUUCCUGUUAGAGCCACCAGCACAAGCACCAGACGAUGCUGAUCCAGUGAGUACUCCAUCAAAGGCAUACUGUAGGCCUGGCAUGUCUUGUCUACUAGCUUCAAUAUGAAUCCGAUUAAAUGUGAUAGGGUGAAGGCCCCAGUGCAGCAGCAACAGCACAUGAUGGAGACGAUGAUGAGGAGGAGACCAUCUCUCUGGAUUCCAGAAGGCAUGAGGUAUCAUGUUAAGACUGUGAAAGUACUAUUUACUCUACAAUGGUGAGGAGUCCUCAUCAAAAUCAAAAAAUCGAAUUUCUUUUACAGGACCCAGAUGCUAUACAGUGGGAAAACCAGCCUGGCAACAUAGUGCGUAUUAAUAAAAGGACACCACAUCCUGCCAAAUUCCAGCUGCGCUAAUUGUAUUGUGUUCACAGAGCUCACAAGCUAUCAGGAAGUUGAACGGCAACCACCUCCGGCGCCAAAUAGAACUGGCAGACAUAGACAUUCAGUACAAGAAGAAAAAUAUGGAAAAUCUUGCACUGGAGUCCGAAAUAAAAAAGAGGACAAUUAGGAAACUGGACCUUGAAAUAAAAUAACUUGAGAGGGAGCUCCAAGAAGAUGACACAGCUCAAAAUAAAAAUUAGGUAUAUUCUCGUAAAGUCAAGUGAGCCAUGACAUAUGAGUUCUUAUUGUGAGCACACAGGACGGUGGCAUCUUUCUAAGGUUUUUUUUAUUUUCCCGGCAAUCAGUACAACCAAGUCAUCGUUAUAAGGCAUCGCCCUCUUUUGCCCACCCCCCCAGCACCAGGUGUGGCCACUAGCCUAUAUGAAGGCCCAAAAUUGUGUGUUCCUUUCUGCUCUGACAAUGGCAUGCCCAUUCGUGCGAGAAGUGGUGGAUGAAGAAGCACUUGUGCUGAGGAGAGCCUUCAGGCGAGAAAGGGUCUUCAGGGACCGGUUGGACCCACUGGCCUUCCCUGAUGACCAUCUAUAUGAAAGAUACAGGUUUUCUGCAGAUGGCAUCAGGUAUCUAUGCAGACUACUGGGUCCCAGGAUUAAGCACCGCACUGCACGGAGCCAUGCACUGAGUGUGGAGCAAAUGGUUUGUGUGGCCUUGCGCUUUUUUGCUAGUGGAGCCUUCCUGUACUCAGUGGGGGAUGCUGAACAAGGCCACAAUUUGCCGCACAAUAAGGAGCGUGUGUCUGGCUAUCAAAGCAUUAGCAGAUGUCUUCAUCUCCUUCCCUGGCCACAGAAGACUCUGUGACAUCAAAGAGGAGUUCUAUAGGAUUGCAGAUGGUCUGCAAUGCUGACUGUGUGAUCAGCAAUGUUGUGGCAAAAUGGCCUGGCUCAGUCCAUGACUCCAGAAUCUUUCGGGCCUCUGAAAUCUAUCAGUGCCUAUCACAAGGUGUGUUGCUGGGAGACAGGGGGUAUGGCUGCCAGCCUUUUCUCCUGACACCUUUCACAGACCCCCAGGAAGCACAGCAGGCCUACAACCAUGCCCAUGCCAGGACCAGGGCCAGAGUUGAAAUGACCUUUGGCCUCCUGAAGGCACGCUUUCACUGCCUUCACAAAUUAAGGGUCAGCCCUGUUAGGGCAUGUGAUAUUACUGUGGCUUGUGCUGUCCUCCACAAUGUGGCCUGCCUGAGGAAGGAGAGGGCCCCCAGAGUGCCACCAGCCAUGGACUGGGACAAUCCGGCAAUCUUCCCUGAUGACGACAGUGGUCGGCUGCUGAGGGACCAAUAUGUGUUGAAUUAUUUUAGUUAGUAUGUGUGCUUUCAAUUUUGGUUAAAUAUGUCCUGCGGUGGCAGAGGAAUUUGGUUUUUUUUGGGUUCGUUUUUUUACGAAUUUGGCCUCUUAUGAUGUUUGUGCGGUAUACUGUGUGUAAUACAAGGCUGCAGGGAGGCUACUGCAUCCAUUCAUUUGUCUGUUCAGUUGAUGUGUAUGGAUUUGUCCUGCAUUUAUUUUAGUGUGCAGACAUGCAGGGUGUGUUAUAUACAGACCUUUGAAUGUGUAUGUAUCAUUUUGUAUAAUAUGCUUGGAUUCUGUGCUUUCCAUCUUGUAGAGUCACUGUGACUUCAGUUUCGAAAGGAGCUGAUGGUUUACCUGCUUUGUUUUGUCCUUAUUCAAUAAAGGAACAUAAUGUUA